Messenger RNA from Mercenaria mercenaria, 1118 nucleotides. RefSeq lists its product as uncharacterized. The transcript is spliced from 4 exons. The record is from RefSeq and is a predicted model, not a curated record. Bases 102 to 626 code for a protein of 174 amino acids. Lineage: Eukaryota; Metazoa; Mollusca; Bivalvia; Venerida; Veneridae.
UUUAUUCAUUUUUGUAGGGUUGUUCAGACAGUGGUUAUUUGGUAAAGGUGGACAGACAGGGGGAGGAUAGUAUUAAAGUUCAUGUUGACGAAGAAACCUUCAUGAAAUUGCAGAAUGUUGCAGACGAAGACUUCAGAUCUGCCUGGUUUCAGAAAUAUGAAGAGUUGGAUGAUAACAACAAUUUGCAGAACAGUAAUCAAGAUCAUACAUGGUACCGUCCAAGAACAUUACUGCUGAUUGAGUUGUACAAACAAAACAUUAACAGAAUGAACAAUCCCCAGGUGAGAAAGAAAACAGUAUGGGAACAGAUAACUGCCGAGAUAAAUGAAACUUGCGAAACAAAAUUCCAAGCAUCUCAAGUUGAAGGAAGAUGGAAAACCAUAUUGUCGUCAUAUCGUAAAUGCAAAGAUGCUAAGAAGGAGUCUGGGGCAGCCAGGAAAGAUUACGAGUUCGAGGAGGAGCUUGAUGAUAUAUUAAUGGACAGUCACACGACACAGCCAGCAUUCACUUUCAGCUCAGAUUCGAGAUGCUCAAGUGAGGAAACAAUUGUAUUUGAUGACUUUGAGGAGGAGUGGGCUCCUAUUUGUGAAGAGACCUGUGUUGAUGACUUUAUCCCAAUUCAUUAACAUUACAGUUAUUGGCCCUAUAUUGAUAAUUUAGUGUCAGCAAAAAUUAUUUUCAUGUUUUUGUUCAGUUAGAGAAUAUCACUGUGCAAGUGAGUCAUAUGUUUGUCUGAUUUUUAGCUCACCUGUCACUAUAUAAUUUAGUGUCAGCAAAAAUUAUUUUCUUGUUAAUGUCAUUCUAUUUCUAGUCUUGGUUGUUAUGUCUAAGGGUUUAACAUACUUAUUGCAAUUCUUGUAUGGUGGCUAAAAUUUUUGUUUGUUCAUGUAAAUGUUUUGAAGGUACAAAAUAAAUUUGAGUUUUCUAUUAUGAUUUUUUAUCUGUAAUUCAGUCAGUCAUUGUAGAUACACUGUUUAAAAAAAAUUGUUCAAAGAUAUCAGUCUACCAAUCUAAAGUACAGAACAUACUGUUUGGAAUAUUAACAAUCCGUUUUCAGUAUUGUUUCAAUCCACCACUGUGAUCGAGUAUUAGAGUCGCUGAUCUGAAACCUCUUAUAG